Messenger RNA from Aspergillus nidulans FGSC A4, 1143 nucleotides. RefSeq names its product RNA-binding protein. The coding region runs from base 1 to 1020 and encodes 339 amino acids. Lineage: Eukaryota; Fungi; Ascomycota; Eurotiomycetes; Eurotiales; Aspergillaceae. The transcript is spliced from 3 exons. Gene Ontology annotation, molecular function: nucleic acid binding; RNA binding. The record is from RefSeq and is a predicted model, not a curated record. Gene Ontology annotation, cellular component: nucleus.
AUGGCCGAGAAGAAGCGUAAGCUCGAGAAUCCCCCGGAGGAUGUCGCUGCUACCGAACCCGAGGGCAAGAAGGCAAAGCGUGAGUCUAAGAAGGAAGGAAAGAAGGAUAAGAAGGAUAAGAAGGAUAAGAAGGAUAAGAAGCGCAAGGUGCAGGAUGUUGAUGUUGUCAGCAUCGAGGACAAGGAGACUGAGUUGAAAGAGAAGAAGGACAAGAAGGAAAAGAGAGACAAAAAGGACAAGGGAGAUAAGAAAGAAAAGAAGGAGAAGCAAGAGCCGAAGGAGAAGAAGAGCAAGGAUGGAUUGGCCGACGACGAAGAGCAACCAACCGCGAAGGCGAACGGUGCCGAGCCAGAGCCGGAAAUCAGCAAGGAUGCCCCAGACGCAAUGGACAUUGACGGCGAAGAAGAGGUAAAGGAGACAUCGGGGAAAGAAAAGAAGAAGAAGAAGGGGAAAAAGGCCAAGAAGGCGAAGAGUCAGGAGGAACAAGAGCAGACCGGAGAGCAGGGAAAUCCGCAAUCAGAAGAGAAAGAGAAGGCCGAACAAGGGUCGAAACAGACCGUUGCCCCGAAGCAGAAGGCCGCUCGAUUCAUCGUCUUCGUCGGGAAUCUCCCUUACUCUGCCAACACCGAGUCCCUAAGUGCGCACUUCGAAAAGAUACAACCGAUUUCCGUGCGAGUGGCGACGCAGCCAGACAAGCCCACCAAAUGCCGCGGUUUCGGAUUCGUCGAGUUCGACAACUACGAUCGGAUGAAGACCUGUCUGAAGCUCUAUCAUCACUCCUCGUUCGAUGACGGGAAAUACCCUCCCCGCCGUAUCAAUGUUGAAUUGACUGCUGGCGGCGGUGGUAAAUCCGAGCACCGAAAGGCUAAGAUCGAAUAUAAGAACCAGAAGCUUGCGGAGGAGAGGAAGCGCCAGGCUAAGGAGACAAAGACGGAAAAGGUUAAUAAGGCCAAGGCUGAGGAGAAACCGAAUGAUGACUACGCGAAUAUCCAUCCGAGUAGGAGACCUCGCAUGGCCUGAUAGAGGGAAAGUCGUUACGGGUAUUCGGAUGACCUUUAAAAGUAUCUUCAGAGUUGGAGUCAUGUUUCUUUGUCGCUUCCAGCAAGUUUAAGCAGAUACCCUGAAUUUGUCCGGAUAGAAUUC